UGACACUCACCAGCACACACGGAGCACAAUGGCUUCCCUCACUCAAGGAAUCCUUUUGAAAUUAUUGCAGGCCAUGAAUUCCAACACCCGCGUCACCGGCGACCACCGAUCUGCUCUUCUUCAAGUCAUCGGGAUCGUCCCUGCUCUCGCCGGUUCCGACCUCUGGCCUAACCAUGGCUUCUACGUCCAGCUCUCCGAUUCUCUUAAUUCCACUUACGUCUCUCUCUCUGAGCGUGAUAACGAACUGAUCCUCACCAAUCGUUUACAGCUCGGCCAAUUCGUGUAUGUUGACCGUUUUGAGUUCGAUUCUCCUUUUCCUUGUGUCUCUGGGAUUCGACCUGUUGCUGGCCGCCACCCAUUUGUGGGGAGUCCUGAACCACUUAUUGCACGCAUCUCGGCUUCCAAACGGGAAUUCGUGAUUCAACCAGUUUCGGAUUCGGAUCCAUCAGUCGACCCGGUCGCCAUGUACCUUUCAAGCAAGAAGCCUGAGCAGGCGCGAAGGGAAAUCAAGGAAUCGAAGACAGAAAAUAAGGUUGAAAAAGUAAAAACAAGGCAACCUCUUGCUCCUCGAGAUAACUUGCCAUCAGGCAAUUCGGAUGAAAUUAAGGUUCCGGAUAAGCCUCAAAGGUUUUCAUCUCCCGCAACAGCCAAAAGAUCGGCAUCUGCAGGGAAGAAGAAUGUUACAGUGGUGGAGAGAGACCCUUCACCAGCAGGAAAAGGAAAGAGGUCGGCGUCUCCGGUUCCAUCUAAGUGUGUGGUUCCAAGCUUAGUUGCUGCACGUGAUGAGAAUCGCAAGGCAUCAAAAGAACCUGCGAUUAUAGUACCAUCAAGAUAUAGGCAGCCUUCUCCAAAUGGGAGGAGACAGGCCUCGCCAAACCCAAGAAGAGCUUCACUUUCUCCUGGGAGAAGGUUAUCCGGUGGUCUCAAGAUUUCUCCCAUGGUUGCGGGGGUUGCUGAUUCUGCAAGCAAGAAGAAGAUGGCAACUAUGGUUGCCGGAAUUUCCAAAGUGUCAGAAGCACUUGUCGGAUCUGCAAAAGCAACCAGGAAGAACUGGGAGGAGCAACCAACUAUUGCAGCACCCGAACAGAAAGAAAAGAGUGCGCCUAAAAGUAAACUUGAUGCACAAGCGAUCUUGCGUACACAGGCUGCAAUCUCAAGGCGAUUAAGUGAUGUGAAUGGUCAGAAGACCAGUAGCAAUAACUCUUCAGCUGAGGAAAAAACUCGAUCUAGUUCGACUGAAAGUUAUCAGGCUCAAGAAAAAUGCAAUUUUGCAGCUCUAGGUAUCACCAUUUAUGAGAAGAAAUGGACCGAUGGCACGGUUCCAUUAGAUGCCUUGUCAGCCAAACUAGCAAAGCUUGGAAAGGACGCAAUGCAAAGGAAAGCCCUGGCUUCUGCAGUUGCUGCUCAAGCAUUAGAGGAGGCCAAUACAACUGAGUGUGUUGUUAGGAAUUUAAGCAUGUUCUCAGAGCUCUGUUCUGUAUGCAAGGCCACGAAUCCGUUGCCAACCAUAGACCGGUUUUUUACAAUCUAUGAUGACGUUCUGAGAUCAGUUAAAAUAGCUGAGUCAGUAGUGAGCAGUCAUAAUUCUGAGACACCUGAUGAUGGGCAUCCAACAGAGCAAUCAAAGUCGCUCUCUCUCUGGGUCGAGGCUGCCUUGGCCACUGAUCUUCAGGUGGUGUCCCUCCUAACUGGAAGUGACGCUAACCCUCCAUUAAACUUGCAAAGGAGUUUGUCAAAAAGGAAAUCUCUUGGUGCAGCCAAGAACAAUCUGAAUCUGAAUGUCACCUCCAAGCCUAUUGUUGGGGGGUGGAUAGCAGGCAGUGGAAUGAAAGAGACAGCAGAGCUUGGAACAAAUUUGUUGUCGGAAAUGCAAAUGUGGUUUCUGCGGUUUGUUGAGGAGUCCCUAGAUGCCGGGUUUAAAGUAUUUGGAGAGAAGUCUUUACCCCUGGAUGGUGGCUCUAUUGCUGUAGUUUUAUCUCAUUUGAAGCGAGUGAAUGAAUGGUUGGACCGUGUAGUUUCAAAAGGGGAUGACCUGCUACUAGACAAGGUUGAAAAAUUAAAGAGAAAGAUCUACGGCUUUGUGAUCCAGCAUGUGGGAACAACUUUUGAUAGCUGCUCAUCCCCUGCUUCAUCAUCAUGAUUGCCUGUUACAACUUUGAUUUUGGUUUAGAUGUUGAGAACGUUGAAAGAGAGAGAUGCUCCUUCGAUAGCCAGAUUGAUUUGUUCUAAUUGUUCUAAUUUAAGGGAAAUGAUGAUUUAUUUCAUAAUGUAAAUGAAAUUUGGCUGUAGUAUUUUUUUUAUUCUUCUUGUGAAAAUUUUAUCUUGGUAAUGUAUCAGUUCUUUCAACUGCACUAUGAAGCAAAUUUAAAUGUGUCGCUGAUUUUAGUCACACUCCCUGUUGUGCACACGUU
Molecule: messenger RNA, 2411 nt
Organism: Neltuma alba
Lineage: Eukaryota; Viridiplantae; Streptophyta; Magnoliopsida; Fabales; Fabaceae
Exons: 4
Coding region: 29-2140 (703 amino acids)
Source: RefSeq, a predicted model, not a curated record